GCAUACCCGUCACCACCCGGUCUUCCAGUCUUAGCUAGUUUGGGCUCGACGGAGAGAGGACGUGCUCUUAGCAGAAACCGAGACAACUACCACAGCCGCAAGCCGAGCCUACAGCCACGUUGCGUCUUCGCUCCCCACCCGAAUCAACGCUUUGAAUUUGCAUUAAAUAUGCCUCACAUCGUCUGUUGUCUAACGCCUCAGGUUAUAAUGUAUGACAAACGCAGAAUAAGUACUACUCUAUAGCCAAGGGGAUCCUAAGGACUUGAUUACAGUCGCUUCAAGCCUGAUAGUUUGUCUGUGCGACUGCCCCCUCUCCCUUCUGCUGACGACUGCAGUCAACUAGCAUUCCUUCUAACGACCUACUUCCCCCUGCUCCGGUAAAGAAGACUUGGUUCCACUGUGAUCUUGGUCUACAGCACCUACCUUUAGUGUUCUCCUGGAUUCACGUUCUUUAUUACGUAAAGCACAUUAACCAAGAUGAUCCCAAACGGAUAUUUGAUCUUUGAGGAUGAGAGUUUUUUGGAUUCCACUGUGGCCAAAAUGAAUGCCCUGAGAAAGAGUGGCCAGUUCUGUGACGUUAGACUGCAGGUGUGUGGUCAUGAGCUGAUGGCUCAUCGUGCUGUUCUGGCUUGCUGCAGCCCCUACCUGUUUGAGAUCUUUAAUAGUGAUGCUGAGCCUCAUGGAGUCUCGCAUGUUACUUUUGAGGACUUGGCUCCAGAGGCUGUGGAGAUCUUGCUGAACUAUGCCUACACUGCCCAGCUAAAGGCAGACAAAGAACUAGUGAAGGAAGUUUAUACUGCAGCCAAAAGGUUCAAGAUGGAGCGAGUCAAACAGAUUUGUGGUGACUACCUGCUGUCGAAGAUAGAUUCCCAGAACGCCAUCUCCCUGCGUAACUUUGCCAGCUCUAUGGGAGAUGGCCGUUUUUUGGCCAAGGUGGAUGCCUUCAUCCAAGACAACCUACUGGAAGUGUCUGAACAGGAGGACUUCCUCAAACUACCCCGCCUCAAGUUAGAAGUAAUGCUAGAAGACAAUCUCACCCUGCCCAGCAACGGCAAGCUCUACUCAAAGGUGCUGAGCUGGGUGCAGCGUAGCCUUUGGGAGAACGGAGACCAACUGGAAAGACUGAUGGAAGAGGUGCAAACGCUGUACUACUCACCUGACCAUAAGCUGGUGGAUGGAGGGCUGGUGAUUGAGGGACACAGUGAGGUGUUUAGUGGCGAGGAGGACCACCAUCAGUUUGUACAGAAGAAACCUGUACGGGAGAGCACCCAGAGGCAGAUGAGCUGCAGCUCCUCGGGAAGUCCGUCACCCUCCAACCAAGCAGCAAAUGCUCCCAAACAGACUGCCAGGAGAGAAUGGAAGUACAUCGCCUCUGAGAAGACCACAAACAACAUCUACUUGUGUCUGGCUGUGCUGGAUGGUGUGCUGUGUGUGAUCUUCUUACACGGUCGCACCAGCCCUCAGACAUCUCCUUCUGCCACCCCCUGCCUGAUGAAGAGCCUGAGCUUUGAGACCCAGCCUGAGGAACUAGAGGAGCACCCAAUGUCACCCAUGCACUAUGCUCGCUCUGGUCUGGGCACUGCAGCCCUCAACGGAAGGCUCAUUGCGGCAGGCGGCUACAACAGAGAAGAGUGUUUGAGGACUGUGGAGUGUUAUAACCCCAAAGAGGACCGCUGGACCUUCACUGCUCCUAUGCGGACUCCGAGGGCUCGAUUCCAGAUGGCUGUUCUCAUGGGUCAGCUGUAUGUGAUUGGAGGCUCAAAUGGACAUUCUGAUGAGCUGAGCUGUGGGGAGGCAUACGAUCCACACGCUAACGAGUGGGCGCAAAUACCAGAGCUGCGGACAAACCGCUGCAACGCAGGUGUCUGCUCCUUGAACAACAAACUCUAUGUUGUGGGAGGGUCGGACCCCUGUGGGCAGAAAGGCUUGAAGAACUGUGACGCUUUUGAUCCUGUGAUGAAAACCUGGUCCAAUUGCGCCUCCCUUAACAUCAGGAGGCACCAGGCAGCAGUGUGUGAGCUGGAUGGAGUCAUGUACGCAAUUGGAGGAGCGGAGUCAUGGAACUGCCUGAACACUGUGGAACGCUACAACCCCGACAACAACACCUGGACCCUGGUAGCGCCCAUGAACGUGGCCCGCAGGGGGGCUGCCGUUGCUGUCCAUGCAGGCAAACUGUUUGUCGUUGGUGGCUUCGAUGGCUCCCAUGCACUUCGCUGCGUGGAGGUGUACGAUCCUGCCCGUAAUGACUGGAGGAUGCUGGGUAGCAUGACAUCUUCGCGUAGCAAUGCCGGUGUGGCCAUGCUGGGCAACAUCAUCUACGCUGUGGGUGGCUUCGAUGGUAACGAGUUCCUGAACACAAUGGAGGUCUACAACCCGGAGACGGACGAGUGGAACGACUGCGCCAAAGCCCUGUCUGCCCUCUCUGACUGAAGAGAGAAGGGUGGGGGUAGCCGUUGGGGGGGUUUCACAGUGCUUCACCUUUUUACAAACUAACAGGCUUAGUGACGUAAUCGUGUUUUGUGUUGUUCUGUAUGUGUGGUCAGGGAUGGGUGAUGAGGGCAAGGGGUCUUCAGUGAAGACUGUCUUAUAUUUGGGGGUGGGGUGGGAGGUCGGGGUUGUUGCCCAAAGCAACAUGACGCCUUUGCAUAUUGCAGACAAUUUUUUUUCUUUUCUUUGUGCUGUAUAUAUUUGGUUUCUUGUGUCAUAUGCCAACACUUAUUACACAUUUAGUGCUUCUCAUUUUCUCUCUAGUUGAAAGGUUUGUCACUUAAAGGGUUUUCAGAUGAGCUAGCGAACAUUGGUCACGUAGAAGGUGGCAGUGUGGAGUGGUGGCGAUUGACUUCAGUUUAUUUAAUAUUUCUGUUGUGGAGAUAAUUUCGCUCACAUUUUAAGGUCAGUGGUUUGAAGCCUUACUUGCAGUGCGACUUGAUAAACACCUGUCAUGGCUUUUUGUCAUUUUAAACGAGCUGAAUUGCUUUUUGAAUCUUAAAUGAUGGCCUUUUUAUAUUUUUAUACACUGCUGAUUUACCAAUAAACGUAGUGGACUGCUUAAGUCGACGAAUCUAACCAGUGCCAGUUUUAGUUAGUUUUGGUGCACACACCACACGCACAACCAUGCUUCUGCUAACCAAACCUUUGUUAUUGUGAUUCAACUAAUUGAUGUAUUUACUGAAGAACCUUUUUCUUUUAAAUGUGUCAAGCAUUGGCAGAUUCUUCUGGAAGGAAGGAAUGUUAGUGAGAAGAUUAACACAUUUGUAACAUUUCUUAAUUAAUAAAUCAUUUGAAUCUAAA
This is a messenger RNA of Betta splendens (Siamese fighting fish), 3291 nucleotides long. RefSeq names its product influenza virus NS1A binding protein a (gene ivns1abpa). Gene Ontology annotation, molecular function: protein binding. Bases 478 to 2430 code for a protein of 650 amino acids. The record is from RefSeq and is a predicted model, not a curated record. NCBI's taxonomy places the organism in Eukaryota, Metazoa, Chordata, Actinopteri, Anabantiformes, Osphronemidae. The transcript is spliced from 15 exons.